GUAACCUCCCCUUUCUUUCUUAUCCUGGGUAAACGACACUCAGCUAAAGUGACUGCCCCACUGUCACUGGCUCUCAAUUUUGUACUCUGUAACUCUGUGACUAAUCAAGAAGUCUGUUUUUCUUUUGCUUUGUUUUGUUUUUUCCCCAAAGCUCUUUUUGGAAAAUCCCCCUACAGGAACUGAAUUUUAAGCCCAUUUACUUUUUAGGAAGCUACAGAAAGGCAGCAUGUCAGCUGAAACACCAAUCACACUGAAGAUUGAUCCUCGGGAUCUUCAGGUUCAAACUUUCACUGUAGAGAAGUUAUUGGAGCCUCUCAUAAUCCAGGUUACUACACUUGUAAAUUGCCCCCAGAAUCCUUCUAACAGGAAAAAGGGACGUUCAAAGAGAGCCAGAGUUCUUCUAGCUUCUGUGGAGGAAGCAACUUGGAAUUUAUUAGACAAAGGAGAGAAAAUUGCCCAGGAAGCCACAGUGUUAAAGGAAGAGCUUGCCGCUGCACUUGAGGAUGUACGCAGAGAAAGUGAAGCUCUGAAAAUAUCAGCUGAAAGAUUUGCAGACGACCCUUGUUAUCUCCCAAAAAGAGAGGCAGUGGUUCAAGCUGCCAGGGCCCUUUUGGCUGCAGUUACCAGACUCCUGAUCCUCGCAGACAUGAUUGAUGUCAUGUGUCUCUUGCAGCACGUGUCAGCUUUUCGAAGGACAUUUGAGUCUCUCAAAAAUGUUUCUAACAAAUCCGACCUCCAGAAAACCUACCAGAAGCUUGGGAAAGAACUUGAAAACCUGGAUUAUUUGGCCUUCAAACGUCAGCAGGACUUAAAAUCCCCAAAUCAGAGGGAUGAAAUCGCAGGAGCCCGGGCCUCACUGAAGGAAAACUCCCCCCUCUUGCAUUCAAUUUGUUCAGCUUGUUUGGAACAUUCUGAUGUUGCUUCUCUCAAAGCCAGCAAGAACACAGUAUGUGAAGAAAUUCAGAAUGCCCUCAAUGUAAUUUCAAAUGCUUCACAAGGCAUCCAGAAUUCACUCACCCCACCAGAACCUGAGGCGGCAACCCUUGGAAGUGCCCUUGAUGAGCUUGAGAAUUUAAUUGUCUUGGAUCCACUCACAGUUACUGAGGAGGAAAUAAGACCAUCAUUAGAGAAACGUCUUGAAGCCAUUAUCAGUGGGGCUGCUCUGUUGGCUGAUUCUUCAUGCACAAGGGAUUUCCACCGGGAGAGGAUUAUUGCAGAGUGCAAUGCUAUUCGUCAGGCUCUCCAGGACCUUCUAUCAGAGUACAUGAGCAAUACGGGGAAAAAGGAAAAGAGUAAUACCCUGAAUAUUGCAAUAGACAACAUGUGCAAGAAGACAAGAGACCUUCGCAGACAGCUCCGUAAGGCUAUUAUAGAUCAUGUGUCAGACUCCUUUCUGGAUACAACAGUCCCACUUUUGGUUCUCAUUGAAGCUGCCAAGAAUGGCCGGGAAAAGGAAAUAAAAGAAUAUGCUGCAAUAUUUCGUGAACACACCAGCAGACUUGUUGAGGUGGCGAAUCUUGCUUGUUCCAUGUCAACAAAUGAAGAUGGCAUUAAAAUUGUCAAAACUGCAGCCUGUCACCUGGAAACCUUGUGUCCACAGAUUAUAAAUGCUGCACUUGCUUUGGCUUCAAGACCCAAAAGUCAAGUGGUCAAAAAAACCAUGGAAAUGUACAAGCACACAUGGGAGAAUCAUAUCCAUGUCCUCACUGAAGCUGUAGAUGACAUUACAAGCAUUGAUGACUUCCUUGCUGUGUCUGAAAGCCAUAUCCUAGAAGAUGUCAACAAAUGUAUCAUUGCAUUGCGAGACCAGGAUGCUGAUAAUUUAGACCGUGCUGCAGGCGCUAUCCGAGGAAGGGCAGCAAGAGUCGCUCACAUUGUCACAGGUGAAAUGGACAGCUAUGAACCUGGUGCUUACACUGAAGGUGUGAUGAGAAAUGUUAACUUCCUCACAAGAACUGCAAUUCCUGAAUUUGUAACACAAGUGAAUGUUGCAUUGGAAGCUUUAAGUAAAAACUCAUUGGAAGUGUUCGAUGAUAAUCAAUUUGUGGACAUCUCAAAGAAGAUCUACGAUACAAUUCAUGAUAUCAGAUGUUCAGUCAUGAUGAUUCGGACCCCAGAGGAACUGGAGGAUGUUUCUGACCUGGAAGAAGAUCAUGAGGUCCGUAGUCACACCAGCAUUCAGACAGAAGGGAAAACUGACCGGGCUAAGAUGACUCAAUUGCCUGAAGCAGAAAAGGAAAAGAUUGCUGAGCAAGUUGCUGAUUUCAAGAAAGUAAAGAGCAAACUGGAUGCUGAAAUUGAGAUAUGGGAUGAUACAAGCAAUGAUAUCAUUGUUUUGGCAAAGAAGAUGUGUAUGAUCAUGAUGGAGAUGACAGACUUCACAAGGGGCAAAGGACCACUAAAGCAUACAACUGAUGUGAUUUAUGCUGCUAAAAUGAUAUCAGAAUCAGGAUCAAGGAUGGAUGUCCUCGCUCGGCAGAUUGCAAACCAGUGUCCAGAUCCGUCAUGCAAGCAGGAUUUAUUGGCCUACCUGGAACAGAUUAAGUUCUACUCUCACCAGCUGAAAAUCUGCAGUCAAGUUAAAGCUGAGAUCCAGAACCUGGGAGGAGAGCUCAUCAUGUCAGCUUUGGACAGUGUCACCUCCCUGAUCCAAGCAGCCAAAAAUUUAAUGAAUGCCGUAGUGCAAACAGUGAAAAUGUCUUAUAUUGCCUCAACCAAGAUCAUCCGAAUUCAGAGUCCUGCUGGGCCCCGGCAUCCAGUUGUGAUGUGGCGAAUGAAGGCUCCUGCAAAAAAACCCUUGAUUAAAAGAGAGAAGCCAGAAGAAAAGUGUGCAGCCGUCAGACGAGGCUCAGCAAAGAAAAAAAUCCAUCCAGUACAAGUCAUGAGUGAAUUUAGAGGAAGACAUGUCUACUGAAACCGCUGUUCUAUUCUAGUGCCUGUAUUACAAAGUCCGGGCUAAACACACUGCUUUAUUUUUACACUUAAUUAGUUCUUUAAGUUCACUAACUUUUGGAGUUUACCUCACAAUUAACAUGAAAUCAGAAGCUGUAUCAAACAUGAACAAUAUGUAUUUGGGAUCAUGCCAUUGUAUUAGGUGCUGGCCAUACAGCACCUAAUGACCAGCACCUAAUAAAUAAUCAAUAGGUGCUUGUGGAAUGAAUGAAUGUUUCAGGUGUCAUUCAGUCAUUCCCAACACAAUAUUUUACAUACAUUACUGAAAUAAGCAUAGGGAAAUGAAGUGAAUCAGGGUCAUCUGCUAUAGUUUAACACUCUUUUUCAUCUUCAAUUAAAACAUGGACAUGAGUUAUCCCAUUCUCAGGUAGAAGUGUGAGUUUAUAUUUUAGCUGGGAAAAUAUACAAAAAAAAAAAAAAAAAACCUACUAGAUGUGUAACUAUUUCGAAAGCCACAUGCUCAAUAAUCAUAAUAGUCUCAUUUAGAAAAUCUAAGUCCAUUUGAUCCUAUAUAAGCUCUCCCUAGGUUGGAAUUUAAAAUACAGCAUUAAAUGUCAAAAGAGUAGGCAUAACUUAAAAUUAUGCAAUUACCAAAUAAUCCCUAUGUUAAAUUAAAAAAAUACCCUUACCCAAAAUGAGAUGUGAACAAACCCUUUUCUUCAAAGUAGGUACAUUUCCAGUUUGGCACAAAAAAAAAACAACUGCAAAUGAAGUCUAAAAAAAAUAUAACUUGGAGAAUAUCCCAGGAGUAAAGUCUGCUUAGUAAUCAAAGGUACAAUAAAAAAAAACAUGUAUGUUUACAGCCGAGAAAGACAUCUGUCCACCUAUGUGAAUCCCUGCAGUGAACAGAAUUUCAAGAUUUACUUAAAAUCAAAGUGCUAAUAAUGUAAGUUCUUUUACACAACAAAAGUUAACAGCAAGGAUUAACUUAAUUAAAAUUGAAUUGUGGUAUUUAUCAAACAUCCUUGCAGCUUAAGAUGACAUUUUUAAAAUAAAUUUCUCUACUAAAGAUAACUUGUGUCCUAACAUUCAAUGGGAGAAUGAGCAGAAACUGUAGAGCCUUAUCUGGAAUUGACAUUCUCUAUUGUAAUUCUGUUCAUUUAUUUUUACAUUUUGUAUUUCACUGAGAGGAUAGAUGAUGCUCACUCUUAAACAUUAGAAGUAUGAGUUGCUUUGCUACAUAAAACUAAUGAUGUACACACACCCACAAAAAAAUGAGUGGCAAAGUCUAAAAAUUUUCACACUAAAAUUAUAUUAAAUGAACUUAAUCUGUUUGUAUGAAUGUAGUAGAUACAUUUAAAACCUUAAGUGGGGGAAUGGCAAAAAUUUAUUAAUGAAAGUGAUAGCUUGGUGGUUUAUCUAUAUACCUUUGUACUCACAUCCCUGAUAUGAUGUGUGCUUCCUCUGAUAAUACAUUUGUUUGAUCCUGCUAAUCAAGACUCCCCUUUCUCUUAAUGAAAUCAAUUUAUGUUCAUUUACAUUAAAAACAAAAACAACCUUUGUGAAGGAGAGGGUUGAUAGCAUCUACAAGGACAGUCCUGGAUAGCCUCUAGUGUCACUUUCAAACAUGAGAUUAGAAUCAGAAUAACUUAGAAAAUAUCUAGGACACGAUCUUCAAAUUAGACAUAUUGCAAGGUUUUUCAUUAAACAAGGAAAGUGAAAAAUCAUCGCUCCUUUUUAUUUAUCACAACUAUUGAGUUAGAAUAUUUGCUUCUAUUUACUAGAGUUUGUGGAUACAACCCGAGUGAGGAAAUAAACCUCAAACACACUUUUCAAGAUAAUUUGUUAAUGAUUCCCUGUUUGUCAUAUGACACAAGUGCAAACUAUGCAUGUCUUUACAAAUAUAUUAUUCAUUAAUUUUCUUCCUUAUCUUUGCAAAUCCUUUCCUUUUAAGUAUUAGCAUAGCAUAUAUGUUCCCCAUAAAGUCCCUCCUUGUAAGGGAUAAGCGCCUCCAUAGCUUGCAUACUGUAUAGCUUCAGAGGAGGUCACCUUUCUAGUCACAGUACAAAAGAGUUAAAAUUAUGAGUACACUAAACCCCAAUAAUUAGUGCUCCUCCUAUUCAAUAAUGCGUGACUAAAAAACACUAAUGUCCAACCACAGAGAAAGUAUUCUCAGUAGCUUCCUGUAUCUUCACUUUCAGGGUGAUCUUUUCAUCUUGUAUCCCUGAGCUGGGCUAUCUCACUCCUAUGAACAUUUGAGGGAUUCUACGAUAAUGAUGCUAUCAGAUCCACUCACCCAGUCACUUAGCCCCAGUCAAUGUCCUUCCCUCUCAUGCUGUGCAAUAAAAAUAUGUCUCAUCUCUCAUCUCUUAUACAUCUAUCAUACAUUUAAACCAAUAUAUUCUGCAGUGUUUUACUUCCAAUUAUAAAUAAAUUUGAAUUCCCGGCAGCAUUAUUUCCCUUUUUUUUUUUCUAUUCCAUUAGGCAUUCUUUGCUGUCACAUACACAAAUGCAUGCUAGGGAUUAUGGUUCCCAUGGAUGCAGAUUUCUAUAUAGUGGCAAAAUGAAUAGAAUGACAUCUGAGACUUUUCCUGGUGAUAUUUACCAUUCUCUGGUGAACUCAUUGCAGAAUUGCCAACCUAUUUUCAGAAUGCUGUAAGUAAUUCUCUAGGUCAGCACAGCAGACACCAGAAUAUCAAGUUGAAUGAAAUAUGUAACUUUUAUCGGCCUGUCUGUUGCAAAGAAAUUCUGCCUAUUGCAUGUUUAGGAAUCAAAAAGCCAUUUUUCUAUUUGGGAAGUUAGAAAUAGUUCUGUUUGACCUAUCAGGUCAGAAAAUGUAAGGUCAUCCAGUUUAAAACUAGUGUCCUGUAUAUUAUUUCAAUAAUUAUUUUAAGUAAACUAGGACCGUGAUUGCAACAUGAGGAAUUUAUAUUUCUGUAUCACUUUCCUUAAUAUUUUGCAUACUACAAAACAUUUAUUCAAGUGAAAAUGCCAUAGCAAUCCUUUCAUAAUUCUCUUCCUAUACCACAAUAAUACCAUUAGUAUUUCACACGUUACUAUCAAAUAAAGAAGCCAAGCCUAAUGACAAAAUUGUCCAGACACAAAGUAGUUAAGUUUUCAUCCACAAUCUUUUGGAUUGAUUAGGAAAUAAAAUGCUAGUGUUACUAAGCAACUUCAUAAUCAAGGCUGCACCACUAUCCCAGAUCACCAAAAGACUAAAAUACAGUUUUUAAAUACUAAAUACAGUUUUAAAAUACUAAAUACAGUU
This is a messenger RNA of Talpa occidentalis (Iberian mole), 6160 nucleotides long. RefSeq names its product catenin alpha 3 (gene CTNNA3). The coding region runs from base 227 to 2914 and encodes 895 amino acids. Gene Ontology annotation, cellular component: adherens junction; fascia adherens. The transcript has 18 exons. Gene Ontology annotation, molecular function: cadherin binding; beta-catenin binding; actin filament binding. Gene Ontology annotation, biological process: cell-cell adhesion; cell migration. The record is from RefSeq and is a predicted model, not a curated record. Lineage: Eukaryota; Metazoa; Chordata; Mammalia; Eulipotyphla; Talpidae.